AUGGAAUCUAAUUUCUCCAUAUACACAACAUAUUUGACUUUGGAAACACUGGACAUUCCUACUUCUAACACUUUGCCAGCAUUCAUAUUUGGAACCCUUACAUAUUGUGCAGUUUUGGUUUUCAAUAUGACUGUAUUGCUAACAAUUGCUUUGAACAGGAAACUCCAUAAGCCUAUGUAUGUUCUACUGUUUAACUUGCCAAUCAAUGAUAUGGUGGGUGCCUCAGCCUUUUUCCCUCAGCUGGUAUCUAGUAUUCUGUCACAGAGUAGAUCCAUCACUUACUCUGCUUGUUUUGUGCAAGCUUUACUAACACAUGUGUAUGGAGCUGGAGCAUUUCUCAUUCUCAGUGCUAUGGCUUAUGACAGAUACAUUGCCAUUUGUUGUCCAUUGAAAUACAACACAUUUAUGUCUCCAAACAACCUGAUGAAAAUGAUAAUUAUAAUGUGGACCUUGCAUUUUAUUAUGAUUGGUUUACUACUUGCAGUGAACUACCGCACAGAGAUUUGUAGCACAAAAAUAGUGGACAUUUUCUGCAAUAAUCCAUCUUUAAUGAAGCUUGUGUGUGGGGAUAUAACCGCAAGUAACUACUAUGGACUGUUUAUAAUGACUUUUUAUGAUGGUCUGUCUCUGCUGAUAGUGGCAUUCACAUACAUCCAAAUCUUAAUCACAGUUGUGGUUAAAAGACAGUCUGAUGCCAAAAGUAAAGCACUUCAGACCUGUGGUACACAUUUAAUCGUUUUCUUAUGUUAUGAAUUCAGUGCAUGCUUUGCCUUGAUAGCUCAUAGAAUUGAGUCAGCACCCCAAAACUUACGAAGGGCCUUAGGUGCUUCUGUCAUGAUAUUUCCUCCAAUACUUAAUCCGCUAAUAUAUGGCCUGAAAACAAAAGAAAUUCGACAGAAUAUUAUUUUCUUUAACCAUAAAAAGAUCUUUCCAACAAAACAGAACAACAAACUCAAUCAGGGGAAAAGACAACCGCAUUAA
Colossoma macropomum (tambaqui) is the source of this 981-nucleotide messenger RNA. RefSeq names its product olfactory receptor 51I2-like. The coding region runs from base 1 to 981 and encodes 326 amino acids. The transcript has a single exon. Gene Ontology annotation, cellular component: membrane. The record is from RefSeq and is a predicted model, not a curated record. Gene Ontology annotation, molecular function: G protein-coupled receptor activity; olfactory receptor activity. Gene Ontology annotation, biological process: G protein-coupled receptor signaling pathway. NCBI's taxonomy places the organism in Eukaryota, Metazoa, Chordata, Actinopteri, Characiformes, Serrasalmidae.